Sphaeroforma arctica JP610 is the source of this 2229-nucleotide messenger RNA. RefSeq lists its product as hypothetical. NCBI's taxonomy places the organism in Eukaryota, Ichthyosporea, Ichthyophonida. The record is from RefSeq and is a predicted model, not a curated record. The annotation marks the transcript as partial. The transcript has a single exon.
GAAAUGACAGCCGUCUUCUUCCGUGAUGUGUUGGCGGAUCAGAAUUUGCACGAACAAGGAGGCAAUGCGAUGUGGGAAGCCUUCAAGUUCUCUCUCCCGGGUAGCGGACUCUUUAGACGCAGCCCAGUGGCUACAGACGAUUCCGGGAUAGAUACGGACAGCAUCAGGAGAACGCGGUCGGAUGAUGUCGGGGCAAAAUCGGGCAAUUCCGGGACAAAAUCUAACGACAGUGGGACAACAUCCGACAGUGGGACAACAUCCGACAGCGCCGAGAGACCGUCGGAUAACCCGGAGAUAAAAUCCGACCAGUCAGAGACAAAGUCUAACGAAAGUAGGACAACAUCCGACAUCGCCGAGAGGCCGUCGAAUAAUUCCGGGACGAGCCCAAACCAUACCGGGACGAACCCUGGGGAAACCGGCACGGCGCAGCCUGCUACUACCGCAUCAGUAGACGAGGGCCGUGCCACGGACACACGAGACGUUGUGAAGACACACCGCAGCGAUGGCAAACGGACAGCCAAGGCGAGGCCACAGAGCGUGUACACAUUCGACACCGACGUAGCGCCUGAGGUGGUCGAACGCCGCCUGCGACACGACGGGGUACUACCGGCCAAGGGCAAGGGAGCGGCGCAGGGGAGUGACAGGCCAAGUGCGCGUGGAGAGGGGAAUGGCCCCGGGGGGGGUGUUGGCGGGCAUACAAGGGGCCUAGAUAAGGGCCUAUCUGAGACCAGGACAGAAUUUAGGGGUGGUGUGGACCGGGGGCAGGUGGGGGACGGUGAGCUUAAAGCGGCGCAACAGGAACACGCCGACGCCGUGGCGCUGGAUGAGCAGAUCGACAUUGUCAACGAUGAGAUCGGGCGCAAGAUUGAGAGUUUGGCGACGAGUGAGAGUGAGAGUGAUGGUGACAGUGGGACGGGGGGGCAUGUGGGUGGUGAGGCGCGUGUACCGGUAUUAGAAGCGGGGUGGGGUGGGGGGGAGGUGGUAGGUAGCCUUGGUGAGAAGGUCGAGUCGAACACUGGCCGUGGUGGUACAGUAGGCACCUCAGGCGACCAGUCUGCUAGGGCAUCCGGCACAAUCCAUGAUGGGAACACACUGGAUGGCGGGGCGUACGACAGUACGACGCAAGUAUACGACAAUCCGACCAAGCCAGCGGCCACCCCCCCGCCAAGUGAGUCCAGGAGGGGGGCCAUGUUGGAGCGCAUCAACCGACGCGUGCGAGCACAGAAGGACGGCUUUGUCAAUGAACUGCAGGGCAGAGAGGCUUCCAACACCCGCGCAGCGCACAUCGAGUCCCUGGCCGACGCGUUGGAUGAGUUCCAUCCCGUGUACGACGAGCAUGUGAUGGGGGGGCUGUUGCAGGGCAAGGGGCAGACGUAUGUGUACAUGCAGGCUAUCGGAACGGACCCAGACGACUAUGUUGUGGCGCAGAGGAGUGAGAGAGACCGGGAUAGCUCUGUGGAUACUAUAGAGAAUAUCCAGCGUGGUGUGCACGCGUCUUUGUACGACACCGAACGGGGUGUUUUGGAUGACGCAUCGGAUACGCACGCGGAGGGGACGGGAAGGGGGGGCACUGAAGGGACUGAUAGGGAGGCCGGGGCAAAAGCAGCCCCAAACCCAGACAGUGGUACCCGCACCCGCACGGGCGAACAAACGGACCAAGAGACCACCCCGUCGCAUGUCGACACGCUGUCCAACACGCUUGUGAGCGACGUGCCUGAUGCAGAGGAGAGUGGGGAAUGGGUGGCUGAGAUGGAGCCUCCCGUGCAAGUGCGCCCGCCCACCAGAAGGGAGAGUACGAGGCGCACGAGCCGGUUUUGGGGUUGGUGGCCAGGGGGUAGUACGGAUGCCACUGAUGAUGGGCAGACAGAAGAGCCUGAGCUGGUACAUGAAGAGGAGAUGGAGCCUAAAUUCCCGGCUGGGGGGGUCUCCAAGGGGUCUAUGCACACGGCCAAUACUGAUGUGCCCUUGUCCGAGCUCUCGCCACGAGCGAGUGUGCCGGUGCCGAGAUAGAAGUAGUGGUAUGAUCGAUAGGUAGUACGACUGGUAGUGAAUAUGAAUGCAAAUAAAGAAGGUACAUCGUAUCAGGGGUGGCGUUUGUAUGCCCAGAGUCUCAAGCGGCAAGCUGAUCGUAGCGUCUUAUUUUCGCUUGAAAACAGCAGCUUAGGAUAGAUGUGAUGCUAAGACAGUUGCACGGUCGCAUGGUGUGUGAUAUUACGCCAUGGAUUGUAC